AUGAUGAAGUUUUUGGUUGCAGGCAGUGUCGCGGUUUCUGUCUGGUGGAUUCCGCAAGAAAUAGAAGCGAUGAGAUUAGAUCCUGAACGACUUGCAGCUCGAUUACGUAUCGAACAAGAAAUCCAAAUGGAUAAUUUAUUGAAAAUGGGUCGUAAUCGACGUCAGCUUGCUACACCUAAAGAAAUUUCCAUCUCAGUUAGUAAUAAUAUUUGA
This is a messenger RNA of Thelazia callipaeda (thelaziosis nematode), 213 nucleotides long. The record is from the annotation of a GenBank genome assembly. NCBI's taxonomy places the organism in Eukaryota, Metazoa, Nematoda, Chromadorea, Rhabditida, Thelaziidae.